CCGGCAUAUUAUAAUCUCCUUUUGUUCGUUCGGGACUUCUCUUUCUCACGCAACACUCACCGUUUUGUCCUUGUACUUCUGACUGAUUUCUCAGAAAUAAAAAAAUACCACUAAAAAUGGGAGGCUUAUCAAAGAUAAUGGAGGAUCUGCCUGAAGGUUACGGCUACGUGAUUCUCACUGGAGUUGGCAGCACAUUUGUCAACAUGUGGAUGGGCAUGAACGUUGCCAAAGCUCGCAAACAGUAUGAAGUAACUUACCCAAAUAUGUACUCAGACAACAAGGUGUUCAACUGCAUCCAGAGAGCUCACCAGAACACGUUGGAAGGCUACCCUACAUUCCUGAUGCUGCUGUUUGUUGGAGGCCUUCAGUAUCCUCUGACUUCAGCCGGAGCAGGAGGUAUUUAUCAGCUGGGCAGGAUAGCAUUUGCAAAAGGAUACAGCACUGGAGAGCCAGAUAAGAGGCGGUGGGGGACCUUCGGAUACAUUGGUUUGCUCACCAUGUUGGGCUGCUCCAUUGGUGUGGCAGUCAGGCAGCUCAAACUAAUUUAGAGUGUACAGCUUUGACAAGUUGCAGUAGAUUUCCAGCAUUGGAUGUUUGUGUAAACAGCUGAUAUUUUCGUGUAUUUGUAGCAUUUCCCUGUAGAGAUAUAUUGUAUGUUUAUGUGUAAUGUAAUUUUGUCAGAUUUUGAACCUAAAACACAUGUUAUACACAGUGGUGUAAACGGCAUACCUUCAAUCACAAUGUGCAUGUAGCAGGGGAAAAAACCAUUGGAUGGUAACAUUGGAAAUCAAAUGAAUCUUUGUUCAAUAUCUAAGCAUUUAUAGAAAAUAAUUUCAAAUAUUCCCUCUUAGUUUUCUGUUUGAAUGAAUAUGUUUUGCUUUUCUUAAGAUUUUAUUUAUGACUAUGUCUAGUAUUAAGUUAUGUUUAUAUAUAAACAGUCAUCCCUAUCAUCAAAUUAUCUUGCAUCACUACUGCUGUUGUUAGUCAACAUAGAUUGUAGAUCAUACACUGCAGUGGUCGGGGAUCAAUCUGUGCCUCUGCUUGCUCUUUUAUUUUUAUAGAUGUAUUGGUACUUCUAAAUCAGUUUACCUCUCCUCUGUACUUUAUUGUCUGAUGUGCCAACUUGUUGACCUGACAGUAACAAUUUAUCUUCAUGUCACAUUGUCAUUCUGUCCAUAUAUUGUGCCAACGUUUUCAUAGAAAAUCGAAACAUCAUGUUAUAAUUUAUAUGUGUAACAGUUGCAUUAACCAUGUCAUGGUAAACUUGGUCAAAAAGUGUCUGAUAAAAAAUAAUACCUGGGUAAUUAAAAAAACAAAUUGUGAACAUUUGAAAAUUAACAGUUAUGUUUAAAAAGUACGGUAAUAAGGUUCACCAAAGCCUAACAGCAGUGUAUGUGAUCAAUGCUUAAUACCUCCCAAACCUUUAUCAUAGGUACCUAUAUAAUAGACAUGGAAAUAUCCCAUACCAUUAUUUCAAAAUGAAGUAAAAUGGCUGGUGGGCUUGGUCAGGUUUAGUUUACAUACUUACACAAUUUGCUGUUAAAUCAUCCUUCAAGGUUGGUUGAGGUUUUUGUGUAAUUUGCUAUUAUUACAAUGUGUUUUAAAUGUAGUUACUGAUUUAUCCUUGUAAUAGGUAUUUUGACUUAAGUGCUAAUCAAGUAUACAUCAUGUAGUACAUAUGGAAUCGAUUACAGGUAUGUGAAUUAAGAACAAAAUGUUCAAAUACUGCCGGUUUUAUUCUUUAUAAAGCUUUGCCAUUGCCAUGGGACAAAGUCAUGGAUGAGAUAGGAUGUUCCAUUUGUACAGUGCUCACACCUUCGGCAUGACACUUUAAAGAAUUUCAGUCUUUGGUUAAAACCUCUAGAUGGCAAAUAAAAGGAUACCUCAAACA
Messenger RNA from Mizuhopecten yessoensis (Yesso scallop), 1891 nucleotides. RefSeq names its product microsomal glutathione S-transferase 3-like. The coding region runs from base 117 to 548 and encodes 143 amino acids. Gene Ontology annotation, cellular component: membrane; endoplasmic reticulum; nuclear envelope. NCBI's taxonomy places the organism in Eukaryota, Metazoa, Mollusca, Bivalvia, Pectinida, Pectinidae. The record is from RefSeq and is a predicted model, not a curated record. The transcript has 7 exons. Gene Ontology annotation, molecular function: glutathione transferase activity; glutathione peroxidase activity.